AUGAGUGACUUUGAAGUAUCGUCAGAAACAUCAGAACCUGAUUAUGUAUCGGAUGAUUCUGGUGAGUUUGUUCCAACUCAGGCUACAAAGAAAAAGAAGGCAUCAAAACCUCUUGCAGAUACAACGAAUAAUGCUCCUACUUCAACAAUAUCUGGCACCAAGGGCAGCUCAGCUUCAGAACAGUAUCAAAAAUUAUCUCAAUUAGAACAUAUCUUGAAGCGACCAGACACAUAUAUAGGCUCUGUCGAGAAAACUGGGAUAGAUAUGUGGUGUUUUGAUGCUGUUUCCGAACAAAUGAAAUUUCAGGAAGUUAAUAUUGUGCCUGGAUUAUACAAGAUUUUUGAUGAAAUUCUUGUUAAUGCAGCAGAUAACAAGAUUAGGGAUCCUUCGAUGAAGAAUAUUAAAGUAAAGAUAGACCCUGAAAAUAAUUUAAUUCAAGUGAUGAACGACGGUAAAGGUAUACCAGUUGAAGUGCAUACCAAAGAGAAUAUGUAUAUUCCAGAAUUGAUCUUCGGUAAUUUGCUUACAUCUUCAAACUAUGAUGAUGACCAGAAGAAAGUUACAGGAGGUCGAAAUGGUUAUGGUGCCAAGUUGUGUAAUAUCUUUUCUACAGAGUUUAUCGUAGAGACAGCCGAUUUAAGUACUGGAUUAUGCUAUAAGCAAGUCUGGACCGAAAACAUGAGCAAAGUUUCAAAGCCUAAGAUCACAAAGUUGAAAACUAAGAAGGAAUAUACUAAGAUCACUUUCAAGCCUGAUUUAACAAAGUUUCAUAUGGAUUCCUUAGAUGAUGAAAUUCUAUCUGUCAUGAGAAGAAGAAUCUACGAUUUGUGUGGUACAGUUAAAGAUUGCAAUAUUUAUCUCAAUGAGAAAAGAUUACCGAUUAAGAAUUUCAAGGCAUACGUAGAGAUGUAUGUUAAGGCAAUCGCUGAAAGAAAGCCCGAUAUAAUUCAAGAAAGUUCCGAACCGAAAAACUAUCAAACAAUAGUCCACGAGGUCGUUAACGAUAGAUGGGAGCUUGCCUUCGCGGUAAGCGAUGGAAAUUUUAAUCAAGUGAGUUUUGUUAAUUCUAUCGCCACAACUUCUGGAGGUACCCAUGUCAAGUAUAUCUCGGAUCAAAUCAUUAGCAAGUUGAUUGAAACUUUGGAAAAGAAAGAAAAGGGAAAGAAGAAAUUGAUGAUCAAGCCACAGGAGGUGAGAAAUAAGAUGUUUCUUUUUGUUAAUUGUCUAAUUGAGAAUCCUGCCUUCACAUCUCAAACAAAAGAGCAACUUACGACUAGGGUUGCCCAGUUUGGUGGCAAGCCGAGUGAAAAGGUUACUAUAAGUGAUCAAUUCAUAAAUAAGAUUUUAAAGACAAGCAUUGUUGAUGAAAUUAGAACAAUUGCUCGCUUGAAUGAGGAUAGAGCUUUACAGAAAGUUGAUGGAUCAAAGAAGCAAAGAAUUAAAGGACAAGUUAAGUUAGUUGAUGCAAAUAAAGCAGGAACUAGGAUAGGACAUCAAUGCACCCUUAUUUUAACUGAAGGUGAUUCUGCUUUGUCAUUGGCUGUAGCAGGAUUGGCGGUUGUUGGAAGAGAUCUCUACGGGUGUUUCCCAUUGAAAGGUAAAUUAUUAAACGUCAGAGAAGCUUCCAUAGAUCAAAUUUCAAAAAAUACUGAAAUCAAUGCAUUAAAGAAGAUCAUCGGAUUGCAGCAUAAGAAGCAAUAUGAUGCUGAAAGCAUAAAGACUCUAAGAUAUGGUCAUAUAAUGAUUAUGACUGAUCAAGAUCAAGAUGGUUCUCAUAUUAAGGGUCUUAUUAUCAAUUUUUUAGAGACCAGUUUUCCAGGAUUACUUGAGACUCCAGGAUUCUUAUUGGAGUUUAUCACACCUAUUGUUAAAGUAACGAUAAAGAAUAGGGGAAGUAAGCAAGUGAUUCCUUUUUAUAAUAUGCCUGAGUUUGAAGCGUGGAGAGAAGAUGAAGGUGCAAGAUGUAGAUGGACGCAUAAAUAUUACAAGGGUUUAGGUACCUCUUCUCCAAUGGAGGCUAGAGAGUAUUUUGCAGCAUUAGAUAGGCAUUUGAAAACUUUUCACGCGAUCCAAGGAGACGACAGGCAAUUCAUCGACUUGGCGUUCUCAAAGAAAAAGGCUGACGACAGAAAAGAAUGGUUGCAGAGCUUUCAACCUGGAACUCACCUAGAUCCUAAUUUGUCCGAGAUUCCAAUUAGUGAUUUCAUUAAUAAGGAAUUAAUCUUAUUUUCAAUGGCUGAUAAUGUUAGAUCAAUUCCUUCUGUUCUCGAUGGUUUUAAACCUGGACAAAGAAAAGUUCUUUUUGGGUGCUUCAAAAGAAACCUAAAGUCAGAAAUAAAAGUAUCCCAGUUGGUGGGUUAUAUUUCUGAACACACUGGAUACCACCAUGGAGAAGCGUCUUUAAUUCAGACAGUGAUUGGCUUAGCUCAAGAUUUCAUUGGAUCCAAUAACAUAAAUGUGCUAAAGCCCAUUGGUGCAUUUGGUACAAGGGCUGCAGGUGGUAAAGACUUUUCUGCUGCAAGGUACAUCUUUACUGACAUCAACGAUAUCACGAGAAAGAUUUUUAAUCAUUUAGACGAGCCUUUGUACACCUAUCUUCAAGAAGAUGAACAGACUGUUGAACCUGAGUGGUAUUUACCUGUUCUUCCUAUGGUUUUGGUAAAUGGUGCAGAGGGAAUUGGUACUGGGUGGUCUACUAAUAUUCCAUCUUAUAAUCCCGAAGAAAUUGUGAAUAAUUUGAAGAGAUUGAUGAAUGGUGAAGAGUUAAUGGAUAUGAUGCCGUGGUAUAAGGGAUGGGAAGGUGAUAUUGAACAGUCGAGUAAAGACAAGUUCAAAGUGUCCGGAAAAAUUCAGCAAUUAGACGACAAUACUUUAGAAAUCACCGAAAUUCCAAUAAAGACUUGGAUCAAUAAUAUGAAGGAAUACCUAUUGACUGCAUUAGGUACUGAUAAAACACCAGCCUGGAUAAAGGAUAUGGAAGAGCAGCAUGGCAUCAAUAUAAGUUUUAUUAUUAAACUAUCGAAAGAAGAAAUGGAGAAAUCGUAUAAGAUUGGGUUACUUGAGCGCUUCAAGUUGAUUUCCUCAAUAAGUUUGAGCAACAUGGUUGCUUUUGACCCUCAUGGUAAGAUCAAGAGGUAUGACUCGCCCUUGGAAAUAAUUAAAGAUUUUUAUUACGUUAGAUUAGAAUACUAUCAAAAGCGAAAGGAUUACAUGACUCAGGAUUUACAGAAUCAGUUGACCAAGUUAUCUGAGCAAGCUAGAUUUAUCAAAUUAAUCAUAGACAAACAGCUCUCUGUUUCUAAUAAGAAGAGAGCUCAGCUUGUUAAGGACCUCGAGAAGUUCAAUUUUACGAAAUUCAACAAACAAGGUCAACCGGUUGAAGGUAACCCUGAUCUGUCUUUGUUUGUUGAUCCCGAAGAAAUCUUAGAAGAGGCUGAGGAAGAAGAAGAUGUUACUAGAGCUGCUGUUGCCGUUUCCAACACUUCUGACCACAUACCAGAGACUUCUUAUUCUCAGUACGACUAUCUUUUAGGGAUGUCAAUAUGGUCAUUAACGAGGGAGAGAUACGAGAAAUUGCUCAAACAACGAGACGAUAAACAAGAAGAACUUACUGACUUGUUAAAAUUGACAGCAAAGGAUCUAUGGAAUGCUGAUUUGGAUGAAUUUGUUAAACAGUGGCACAAAUUCCUACAAGUCGAUUACGAGCAGAGAGCGACCAUGAUUCCAAACGUUGGUACUAAAAGUAAAGCUAAAAGGAGAAAAGUUAAACAGGAACCUGGUGAUGCUCAGCCAUCUAAGAAGAGAGCUACAAAGGUGAAACCCACUUCUAAUGAAAAACUGCUUUCUUCUUCUUCUACAGAAUCCGUGACUUCUUCUGCUUCCUCAAAGCCUUCUAAAGCAAAGGUCUCCGCUGUUAAGAAGGAGCAGCAGCCUGAUGUGCUCUCUUUCUUCUCGCGCGCAGAUGAUAACAGCAAGACGCCUUCGGAUCUCGACCAGGACUCCAACGACCAUACCACUUCUCAUUUUAAUGACAGCGACGACGACUUGCUUCUUGGCUCAUCAUCUUUUGCAAGUGCUGAUCCACCUAAGAGCAGUAAGCGCACGUCUUCAUCGGCGUCUUCUUUGACUUCAAAGAAAAAAACCCCCACCAAAACAUCUUCUCCCUCUAGUUCUUCUACAAAGAGUGCUCUUACUGAUGAGAUAAAUGAUCUCAAAUCUGAACUCAAGAUUGAUACUUCAAAGCCAAGGCGGAAAUCCAAUAGCGUGUAUGAUACAUACCCCAGUGAUUCCGACGUUUUUAGCGAUGAUAUUGUUGAUGACGCCAAUGACGACGAUGAUGAUGAUGCGUAUGUUGAUGACUAG
Priceomyces carsonii is the source of this 4362-nucleotide messenger RNA. RefSeq names its product DNA topoisomerase 2 (gene TOP2). Gene Ontology annotation, cellular component: nucleus. NCBI's taxonomy places the organism in Eukaryota, Fungi, Ascomycota, Pichiomycetes, Serinales, Debaryomycetaceae. The coding region runs from base 1 to 4362 and encodes 1453 amino acids. Gene Ontology annotation, molecular function: ATP binding; DNA topoisomerase type II (double strand cut, ATP-hydrolyzing) activity; DNA binding. The transcript has a single exon. Gene Ontology annotation, biological process: resolution of meiotic recombination intermediates; sister chromatid segregation; DNA topological change. The record is from RefSeq and is a predicted model, not a curated record.